AUGGCCCAAAUUUCGCCCCGUCGCAAGCGCGCCAAGCUCUCUGACCAGCAAGAGAUCGAAGAGGAAGCCAGCAUCCUGUCGGUGACUCCUCCGUUGAAGGCCGAGUUCCAAGAUCUUAACAUUAAAGCAUUUCUCUCCAACGUUACCUAUCUUAUAGGAGUCCAAGACAACGACCAGAUCUUUAAAGAUACUUUUGAGGCAAGCUUUAUCAAUACACAAGAUAUUGAGACCAUCAAUGGCGUGCCAUCAACUCUCAAAAAGUUUUUUGACUUCCUCCAGACGUUUCGCUCGACACUAAAGGAUCGCUUCUUGUUAAACCAGCAAUUCGUUGUAGUCCCCUCAGACAGCAGUGGGGAACUGGAAGCUGGAAGUGUGGCGCAUUCUGUACAGCUUAUUGGCUUCACGCAAACGGGGGGAAAGAAAGCGAAAGCGAAAGCUACUAUUGUUGCUUUGGUUACAAUCCAAGUUAUUAACUGCCGACAACAAAUUGUGUUAGAAAGCUUUAUAGAAAAGUUAGAAGAGCUUUGA
Molecule: messenger RNA, 528 nt
Organism: Venustampulla echinocandica
Lineage: Eukaryota; Fungi; Ascomycota; Leotiomycetes; Helotiales; Pleuroascaceae
Exons: 2
Coding region: 1-528 (175 amino acids)
Source: RefSeq, a predicted model, not a curated record